CCGUUUGCCGUCGUCUUACACCUUUAAGAAGGGCAGCUCCUUAAAUAACAUAACAUAACAUAACAUAACAUAUAGCCGUAGCUCGGCUGUUGGUUCUUUAGUGCGGACGUGCCGAAGGGGUUUCGGGGGCGUCCCUAUGUAGUCCGACACGCACGGCGGUCAUGUACGCGGGCAGCGCCGCGUCUGUUAAGCUAGCUCGUUAGCUGUGAGCCGGCCGGCAAGAUGAAGGUCCGCUCGUCGGUCUUCGCGUCCUUCGUUCUGAUGCUGGAGGUGGUCGGCGUGGCCGUCUUCCUCAGAGGGUUUUUCCCCGUCCCCGUCAAGUCGUCCCUGUCGUCCAAGACCAAGCUGUCGGACCUGCCGCCGGAGCCCCUGGCAGGAGGGUCCCACAACUCAUCCCGACUCCCCCAGCCCCUAUUUAAAAGGGUGGUUAUAAUGUUAGUAGAUGCUCUUCGGGAGGAUUUUGUGUUUGGUCCCCAUGGUCGGAAGUACAUGCCCUACACCAGGCAUCUGGUUGAACGUGGUUCAGCGCACAGCUUUGUGGCCAAGGCGAGGCCUCCAACGGUGACGAUGCCUAGAAUUAAGGCUCUCACCACUGGCAGUAUCCCAGGCUUCAUCGACGUGGUAAUGAACCUGAAUUCCCCUGCACUGCUGGAAGACAACUUGGUUUGGCAGGCCAAGACAGCCGGGAAGAGGAUCGUCUUCUACGGAGACGACACCUGGGUGCGCCUCUUCCCCAAGCAUUUCAUGGAGUACGACGGCACCACCUCCUUCUUCGUAUCUGAUUACACUGAGGUCGACAACAAUGUGACCCGCCACCUGGACAGCACCUUGAAGAGAGAUGACUGGGACAUUCUGAUCCUCCACUAUCUGGGCCUGGACCAUAUUGGCCAUAUUAGUGGACCCCACAGCUCCCUUGUGCAGCCCAAGCUGCUGGAGAUGGAUGACAUCCUGAAAAAGAUCCACGGCUCCCUUAUCUCAAAGGAGGCGGAGGGCUCCCUGCCGUACCUGCUGCUGCUGUGUGGAGACCACGGUAUGUCUGAGACGGGCAGCCACGGAGGCUCGUCUGAGCCCGAGAUCAACACCCCGCUGGUGCUCAUCAGCCCCGCCUUCAAGAGGAAAGUGGGGAUGGAGAAGCCUGGAGUGGUCGAGCAGGUGGACCUGACACCGACCUUGGCCCUGGGACUCGGCCUGCCAAUCUCCCAGAACAGCGUGGGCCGGGUCAUCCCGGCUGUCCUGGAGGAGACCCCGCUCAGGGACCAGCUGCGCCUCCUGCACCUCAACGGCCACCAGCUCAGCUGCCUGCUCAAAGACAGCAUGGCCGAGUACGAGAAAGAGGCCGGCUUUGAGCAGUUCCGUGUGGCAGAGAAGUCCCACGGCAGUUGGAUGAAGUUGUACCUGGAGGGCAACACCUCUGAGGUGUUGACCAACAUGGGCAAAAAGGUCCUGAAGCAAUACCUGGAGGCCCUGGCUGCCAUGAGCUCCGCCCUCAGCAAGCAGCUGGGCAAGUACGACAUGUACUCCAUGAUCGCCGGCAUGGUCUUCGUGUUUCAGCUCCUGUUGGUCCUACUGCUGGCAAUGCCAGAGGCCCUUAGUGGUUCGGCACAAGUGGACCUCCCGGUCGUCCAGUCUCUGCUCUCCCUGCCUUUCUACCUUCUGUGCCUCCUCCUUGCUUCCCUGCACGUCCUAGUCUGCACGUCAGCCGAGAGCUCCUGUUACUUCUGCAGCCUCUCCUGGGGCCUUGUGUUUGCUGCUAUUGCCUUCUCCUCAGCGAUGUUCUGUAUUUUGGUUGCUAUGGCAACAAGACAGCUCCCUUUGGGACCAAAGAUUCCUGGGAAGUCUCCAUCCAGGAGCUUUGGCAGUGAGUGGGCCCUUUCAGAGCUGGAUGUUUUGCUGCUGGCGGGCACAGUCGGCCACACUCUCAGUCUGGCCGCCAGCAGCUUUGUAGAGGAAGAGCACCAAACAUGGUACUUCCUGCUCAGCACCCUCUGCCUUGCCAUCUUCCAGGAUGUCUGCCGCAAGUACUUCAGGGAGGACAGUAGCGCCGUAGAUGAAACCGAACAUCUCCUCCCUUCCAAAGAUUGUCAUCCUUCUAUCCAUCCCCAGGCGGAGCUGUGCACAGAAAGAUGGCUAGCUCUAGCCACCCCACCAUUCAUUCUGGCCUGCUGCCGUCUUUUGCGCUCCCUCAACCAGACAGGGGUGCAGUGGGCCCAUCUUCCUGACGUCGGACACUGGCUAAACAGCUCGGAACACAAGAUGGUGCUCUCCCUGCUCGCCACCUUCUCUUUGGUUCUAGUCUACUUCCUCAUCCAAAGGCGAUGCUCUUGGGUGUCCAAGAUUGCCCUAGCCCUUGGACUUUUAGGCGUCUACAGCUACCGGGCAGCAGUUGGCAAUGUCUUGUUCCCAUGGCAACAACCAAGUCAAUACGUUUCCAAGGGCACCGUGGAGGCACGCUUCGUGUACGUCUUUGUGCUGGGGAUUCUCUUCACGGGCACCAAGGACCUGUUACGCUCCCAAAUCAUCACAGUGGACGCCAGACUUAAAAACCGGGGCUUAUGGGAGAUCUACAGCGGCCUGGUCUUGCUGGUGGCCCUCUUGUUUCGAGCACACAACCUGCCCGUGCUGUGCUGCAGCCUCCUGAUCCAGACCUUGAUGGCUGAGUUCAUAUGGAGGAGGCUGAACUACGACGCCGCCCAGACCACCAUCAUGCACUACUGGCUUGGUCAAGCUUUCUUUUACUUCCAGGGGAACUCCAACAACAUUGCCACUGUGGACAUUUCGGUUGGCUUUGUGGGACUCGAGAGUUACGUGGAGGCCCCAGCCGUCCUAUUAACAGCCCUGAGCACUUACGCGGGGCCCCUGCUCUGGGCGUGCCACCUGGUCUGCUACCUCAGUUCAGAGAGAGACAGGAGUCCAGUGACAGUUGGCCACGGCUGCUACUGCCUGGCCCUGCUGCGGUCCGUACCGGCGGCGGCAUACAUUGUGCUGGUGACCCUUCUGCGCUACCACCUCUUCAUCUGGAGUGUCUUCUCACCCAAGCUACUUUAUGAGUCGGUGCACACGCUGCUGACUGCUGGGGUCUGCCUCGUCUUCAGCAUCAUGGAGCAAAGUCAUGGCUCCGGCAAGUCUUAGGCAGCCCGGAGGCAGAGGACCCUCUGGUUUUACUGACAUUCGGGGGAUCGGAGUAGAGCGGUCUUCUUUACCACAAGUGUACCAAAUGCUCUGUUUUAGAUGUAUAUGCACUACCCUGUAAUGGACUCCAUGUAGUUCACCCACAGUACCUCAUCAUAGACUGGCAACUGGACCGUUGCGUUUUUCAGCGAGCAAUAACUACUCUUACCUUGUGUUUUCUUUUUUUCCUUAGUAGUCAUUGAAACAGUUUCAUUCUUCCAAAGAGGACAGGGAAUGUUUUCGGAUCGAUAAAAUGUGAUAAAAGAUGGUGUAAUUUCUGCAUGAAGGAAAUGCAAAUUCACUUAGCUGGGAAUUUGUGGGGCACUCAGCUGCCCCUGGGGGAGUGUGUGGUUGAUGUGAGUCUGGAUCGCUGAGUGCACAAGGCUUUGAGUUAUCAAGUUAGCCUCAGAUCAUCAUGCCCCUGCUUACAGAGCUUGAAAUGGACAUUAGCACCCCCCCCCCCCUUUGUGUCAACAUUCCCAUGUGGCUACCAAAAAUCAAUAGGAAGUCUACAAGGAUGGGAAAGGUGCUUUGGAUCUCUAAGUUAGUGAGGAAAAUGAGUGUUCAUUAGAAGCAGCUUAAAGACACUCCCCAUGUCCCUGUGUUGGUCUGAUCACUCAAAAACUGGACUUGUUCUCAUUUAAAACCCUCGUGUUGUCCACACAUUGUGUAUAUUGCCCCUGUCUUAAGGGUCAUUUAUGACCCACCUUCAUCAAACCUCUAAAUUAAAGCAACUUAAUUUAAUUUUAAACCCCAUAUCUAGUUUGCAGGAAGAAACAACUUGCAUUCAUCACAAACUGUGUGACUAUCUGGGUUUUCCCCCUUCCCGGUGCAGGAAGACUGCAUUUAAUCAGUGGACACCCCCCAUUUUUAUAGGGCCACACAUGACCUACUCAUGUCUUAGGGUCACACAUGACCCUGAGACAAUCUUAGUACCCUAGUGGUGUACAGCUUUCAUGGAAAUAUGAACAAAAACAGUGCUUCACUGUAUCUAAAGACAAAAUGUCCUGAAAAGUUUACCUGACUCGUAAGGCAGUAGCAAUAUUUGGUGGGGACCUUUCUCUCAAUGUGUGUAAAAAUACUGUUCACGAAGAGCUGCCAAUCAUGGAAAGCAAUAAAGGGAGCUGUGCCGGGAACAGCGAACGGUG
Lampris incognitus (smalleye Pacific opah) is the source of this 4316-nucleotide messenger RNA. RefSeq names its product phosphatidylinositol glycan anchor biosynthesis class G (gene pigg). The transcript is spliced from 13 exons. Lineage: Eukaryota; Metazoa; Chordata; Actinopteri; Lampriformes; Lampridae. Gene Ontology annotation, biological process: GPI anchor biosynthetic process. The record is from RefSeq and is a predicted model, not a curated record. The coding region runs from base 223 to 3129 and encodes 968 amino acids. Gene Ontology annotation, cellular component: endoplasmic reticulum membrane.